Molecule: messenger RNA, 12226 nt
Organism: Micropterus dolomieu (smallmouth bass)
Lineage: Eukaryota; Metazoa; Chordata; Actinopteri; Centrarchiformes; Centrarchidae
Gene: mast2
Product: microtubule associated serine/threonine kinase 2
Exons: 33
Coding region: 719-6760 (2013 amino acids)
Biological process (GO): intracellular signal transduction; peptidyl-serine phosphorylation
Cellular component (GO): microtubule cytoskeleton
Molecular function (GO): ATP binding; magnesium ion binding; protein serine/threonine kinase activity
Source: RefSeq, a predicted model, not a curated record
CCGGAGUCAGUGAGUCAGGAAACAAGCCGAACCGUGCCGCGCCGGGGUUAGACACAGAGCUCGACCCGGUGUCUCCACACACACAGAGCCGUAGCCUUUAUCUGAGGAUGGAAGGACAAGCGAAGGGGACAUUCACUGUCGGAUAAAUCACCGAGACGGAGAAAACGCACAGAAUUCAGGCGGGAAUCAUCUGAAACCGCCCGUUAGGAGUGAGACGGACCUGCCUGGGUGUUACGGUGAUUCUGGGCAGGUGAACGUUAGCAGGUAGCCCGGCUAGCUAGUCACGCAGCAGGGAGCUAGCCCACAGGUAGCUAGCAGCAAGCGUUUUAACUAACUAACUAAAUAAUUAACGAGUUAGGGUGGAUGAACUGUUGCCAGACCCCAAGACGACAGCUUAGCACGGGAGAAACUAGUGGUUGCUGGAGCUGCAGGGUUGAUUGACAGCUUGUCACAACGGGUUUUCCAGAUGUGGACUCGGCACGUUUUGGAUUAGCUUGCCCGGAGCCGCAGGACUGGCUGCGGACCAGGAAUGGCCUGGCUGCAACAAACUCUUGAGUGGACUCGACUCUAAACUGCUUCAACAAGCGAUGGACUGACACGUUAAGCUAGUCAGUUUAGGGAAAGGUCAUUCAGCCAUAAAUUUAAAAAAAAAAAGACAGGCUGUCAGCUGGGUCACAGACACACACGAGGGAGUGUUUUUACAGGGAAGUGGAAGAAGAUGCAGAGGACGGAAAACAAGAACAAGAGGAAACUCUGUAACAUGGAGCAGCUUCAGAGGGAAGAGAAGGAUGCGAAGGAGUUUGCGGCUCCCCCACCUCUCCUCUUCAGGAAGUUGAGUAACCCCGACCUGUCGCCUGCAGCAACCUCUGCUACGAAAUCCAAACUGCACCGACAGCUGAGCCAGGAUGAAAGCUGGGCCCGACGCAGCAGCAUGGCCAUGACCGGUAAGCAGUUACUGCCUCUGUCCAGCAGUCUGCAUGCCGGGGUGAGUCAGCUGGCCUGGCAGGGGCCCUCUGGAGGGCCCGGGGCCACCGGGGGAAUGCCUGCAGGAGGAGGGGAGGUGAACAACCUGGUCCGUAUGAGGAGCCAAGUCUUGGGACAGUCUGCUCCGUCUCUCACCGGCCUGAAGGAGCUGAGCCUUCCCAGAAGAGGCAGUUUCUGUCGGACCAGCAACAGGAAGAGCUUGAUCGUGACGUCCAGCACGUCCCCCACCCUGCCACGACCCCAUUCUCCUCUGCAUGGACACACAGGCACCAGCCCUCUGGACAGCCCGCGGAACUUCUCCCCCAACACAGCUGCACACUUCUCCUUUGUUCCUGCACGCAGUCACGGACACAGGGCUGACAGGACGGAUGGCAGACGCUGGUCUCUGGCCUCAUUGCCUUCCUCUGGCUAUGGCACCAACACUCCCAGCUCUACUGUCUCGUCCUCCUGUUCAUCUCAGGAGAAGCUGCACCAGCUGCCCUUCCAGCCCACUCCGGACGAGCUGCACUUCCUCACCAAACACUUCAGCUCUGAGAGCAUCACGGACGAGGAGGGUCGCUGCUCCCCCGCCAUGAGACCGCGCUCCCGCAGCCUCAGUCCCGGGCGCUCGCCUAUCUCCUUCGACCAUGAGAUCGUGAUGAUGAACCAUGUGUACAAGGAAAGGUUUCCCAAGGCGACAGCUCAAAUGGAGGAGCGUCUGGCGGAGCUGCUCUACUCCUCGGCCCCGGAUAAGGUCUGCCCGCUGGCCGAUGGGGUCCUGAGCUUCAUCCACCAUCAGCUGAUAGAGCUGUCCAGAGACUGCCUGGAGAAAAGCAGGGAGGGCCUCAUCACCUCCCGCUACUUCUACGAGCUCCAGGAGAACCUGGAGAAGCUGCUGCAAGAUGCUCACGAGCGCUCAGAGAGCGUGGAGGUUACCUUCGUCACACAACUCGUCAAGAAGCUGAUGAUCAUCAUCGCCCGGCCAGCGCGCCUGCUGGAGUGUCUGGAGUUUGAUCCUGAGGAGUUCUACCAUUUGUUGGAAGCAGCAGAGGGCCAUGCCAAGGAGGGCCAGGGCAUCAAGUCCGACAUCCCCCGAUACAUCAUCAGCCAGCUGGGCCUCACCAGGGACCCCCUGGAGGAAAUGGCCCAGCUGAGCAGCUACGACAGCGGGAACCCAGAGACCCCAGAGACUGAUGACUCAGUGGAUAGUCGAGGCACCACAGUCCCAGCAGCUCCACCGCAGACUAAAACCAAACCACCUCGAGAGGAAGACUUUGAAAACAUCAAACUCAUCAGUAACGGAGCUUACGGCGCUGUGUUUCUGGUGCGUCACAAGGAGACCCGUCAGCGUUUCGCCAUGAAGAAGAUCAACAAGCAGAACCUGAUCCUGAGGAACCAGAUCCAACAGGCCUUUGUUGAGCGAGACAUCUUGACGUUUGCUGAGAACCCGUUUGUAGUAUCCAUGUUCUGUUCUUUUGAGACCAGGAGACACCUCUGCAUGGUGAUGGAGUACGUAGAGGGCGGAGACUGCGCCACGCUGCUGAAGAAUAUUGGAGCUUUGCCGGUCGAUAUGGCUCGUAUGUACUUUGCAGAGACCGUCCUCGCGUUAGAGUAUCUUCACAAUUAUGGCAUCGUACACAGAGACCUCAAACCUGACAAUCUUCUCAUCACGUCCAUGGGACACAUUAAGCUGACAGACUUCGGCCUCUCAAAGAUCGGUUUGAUGAGUUUGACCACAAACCUGUAUGAAGGACACAUAGAGAAAGACACCAGAGAGUUCCUCGAUAAACAGGUGUGUGGCACUCCAGAGUACAUCGCCCCGGAGGUGAUCCUGCGCCAGGGUUACGGGAAGCCGGUGGACUGGUGGGCUAUGGGAGUCAUCCUGUAUGAGUUCCUGGUGGGCUGUGCUCCCUUUUUCGGAGACACACCAGAGGAACUGUUUGGUCAGGUCAUCAGUGAUGAGAUCAUCUGGCCAGAGGAGGAUGAAGCUCUGCCUCAGGAGGCUCAGGACCUCAUCUCCAAGCUGCUGAGACAGAAUCCCCUGGAGAGACUGGGCACAGGAAGUGCCUUUGAGGUAAAGCAGCACCAGUUCUUCACAGACCUGGACUGGAACAGCCUGCUGAGGCAGAAGGCCGAGUUCAUUCCCCAGCUGGAGUCUGAGGACGACACCAGUUACUUUGACACUCGUUCUGAUCGGUACCACCAUGUAGACUCAGAAGAAGAAGACGACACCAAUGAUGAAGAACACGUGGAGAUUCGACAGUUCUCCUCCUGCUCACCUCGCUUUAGCAAGGUGUACAGCAGUAUGGAGCGCUUGUCUCUGCACGAGGAGAAGAGGACGCCUCCGCCCACCAAACGCAGCCUCAGCGAGGAGGGAAGCGAUCGGAUCGACAGUCUGAGCGGACUCAAGUCCAGAGAUCGAUCCUGGCUGGUGGGAUCUCCAGAGAUCCUGCGGAAGCGUCUGUCUGUCUCGGAGUCGUCCCACACAGAGAGCGACUCCAGCCCACCGCUGACAGUCCGCAGACGCUGCUGUUCUGCCAUCAUUGAGAUGCCACGCUUCGCCAUCUCCGCAGAGGAAGAGGGAGGCCAAGGUGCGGCUGGAAGUCGCAAGAGUCCCGGCCUGUUGGGUCCGAGUGCAGUGAGGGGCCCGCGCAGUGACGAGCUGCCCCUCGCCAUCCCAGAGCUCCCAGUGGAGAGAGAGCUGAAACUCGAUGAGUCUCCCACCACACCGAGCUCCACCUCCAGUCAACUGAGCAAAGCCACGCUCACACCGGGUAGUUCAGGCGACGUGUGUGAUCGUGCUAAGAGAGGUAACGGCGCUAACGGCGCCAGUGGAGCUGCGAAAGGUGCAUCAGACAGCGACUCUCCAUCGACUCCAAGAGCCAUCAGCGACCUGGCGGCUCGCAGGGCUCGCCACCGGCUGCUCUCUGGAGAUGCAGAUAAACACACGGUGACGCAAACCUCCAGACCGCUCAACAAGGUCAUCAAGUCGGCCUCUGCCACCACGCUGUCACUGAUGAUCCCUGCAGACCACCAUGGAGCCUCUCCAUUGGCCAGCCCGAUGUCGCCCCACUCGCUGUCAUCCAACCCGUCGUCGCGGGAUUCCUCCCCGAGCCGGGACCUGUCCCCGGCCGUGAGCAGCGUAAAGCCCGCCAUCGUGAUCCACAGGGCGGGCAAGAAGUAUGGCUUCACCCUGAGGGCCAUCCGAGUAUACAUGGGAGACUCUGACAUCUACACUGUACACCACAUGGUCUGGCACGUGGAGGAGGGCGGUCCGGCCCAUGACGCGGGGCUGAGGGAGGGAGACCUGAUCACCCACGUCAACGGAGAGCCGGUUCACGGUCUGGUUCACACUGAGGUGGUGGAGCUCAUCCUGAAGAGCGGAGGCAAAGUGUCUAUCUCUGCCACCCCGUUUGAGAACACGUCCAUCAAGGUCGGUCCUGCCCGAAAGACGAGCCACAAAUCUAAGAUGGCGAGACGCAACAAGAAGACCAAGACCAAGGAGGGACAGGACAGCAGUAAGAAGAGGACGUCUCUGUUCAGGAAGAUCACCAAGCAGGCGUCUCUCCUCCACACCAGUCGCAGUUUGUCCUCUCUGAACCGCUCUCUCUCCUCUGGGGAGAGCGGCCCCGGCUCGCCCACGCACAACCUAUCACCGCGGAGCCCGACGCAGGGCUACAGGUCCACGCCAGACUCCGCCCACUCAGUUGGUGGAAACUCAUCUCAGAGCAGCUCUCCAAGCUCCAGCACCCCAAACUCCCCGGCAAGCUCUGGCCACAUCAGACCGAGCUCCCUGCACGGCCUCGCCCCGAAGCUCCAGCGCCAGUACCGCUCACCCCGACGCAAGUCUGCCGGCAACAUCCCCCUCUCCCCUCUGGCCCGCACACCUUCACCCACCCCUCAGAGCAGCUCCCCGCAGCGCUCACCCUCCCCGCUGCCCAGCCACGCUCUGGCACAGUCUGCCGUGGGUCAGUCGUUCCCUGUGAAGCUCCACUCCUCCCCUCCCCUGGUGAGGCAGAUAUCCAGACCUAAGAGUGCGGAGCCUCCACGGUCUCCGCUCCUCAAGAGGGUGCAGUCAGCUGAGAAACUGGCCGCCUCCCUCUCUAACUCCACGUCGUCUCCCUCUGGGGUGGCAGCAGCGGGGGAGAAGAAGCUGGCGGUGGGAGCGGCUGUAGGGAAUCGGAAACACAGUCUGGACAUCUCGCAUUCAGAGUUUAAGAAGGAGAUUCUGCAGAGGGAACCGAGCCUACAGAGCCUUCAGGAGUCAGCCAGCGAGGGUCUGCUGUCCUCAGCAGGACGCGGCGUGGAGAAGGGCAGCCUGCAAAAACACUCCUCCUCGUCCAGGAAGUUAGGGCGUCAGGAAGGGGACGGCUCCCUCAGCGCUGUGUCUGGCUCGCUGGGCCUGGCCCCCGGGAAAAGCAAGCUGAAGGACAAACUGUCCGCCAUCCGGCAGGACAGGGCCGAGCGGAGGGAGUCGCUACAGAAGCAAGACGCCAUCCAUGAGGUCGAUUCAUCUGAGGACGAGACAGACGAGGGCUCGGAGGACAGUCAGGAAGGACGCAGGGGGACAACCUUUACCCCUCCUCCCCUUCUGAGGCCCACCACUGUGAGAACGGGCCCUGGAGGCACGCUGCCGUCCCUCUGCCUCUCCCCCUGCACCCCUCAUGCCACAUUCACCCACACAGGGCCCUCGCAGGUAGGCAGGCCCACUCCCUCGAACACCCUCCCCCCCGUCAAAGAGACGAAACCCGGUCAGAGCACCUCCUCUCCGGUAGUGAAAGACCCAAAGACGGCCUCAUCCACAGAAGACAGUGCAAGACAAGAGAGAAAGGUUCUGGGGCCAAGCGGUGCCACAAAACCCACUGAGGGCCCCCUUCCCUUCUCCACCCCGGGCAGUGCAUUCAUCUCAGUCGGCAAGGACACUUUCCUCAAGCCAACUCCUCCACAAGACUCAAAGAGUCUCAGGGGGAAGACUGCACCUUCAGAGCCCAUUGCAGAGGACCAAACCCUGGACAGCCCCAGAACCACAGUCCCCUCGAGCACGACCACUACAAAUUCUCCCAACUGCACAACCACCACCAAAACCACCGACUCCAGAUCUUCCACCGUUACUACAGACUGCCAAAGCGCUGACAGCCAAGAGACGCCCCGCACCUCCUGCUCCUCUCCGGGCAUCCCCAAGGAGAAGAAGGAGGCUGACAAUCGGAGACUUUGCGCUGCGGCUGCUAAUGUAAGUCUGAGUGCGUCCACGUCUCGCUCCAGUUCCAGCUCCAGCUCCCCAGUGCUGGCCCCUGAGAGUGGUGUGGAAAAAGUUGUGUCCCAGCUUGCAACGGUUGCUAAGAGUGUUUUGGGCCCCGUCAAACUCGGCACCACUGCAGACAAGAGCCAGAAGGACCAGAAACCUUCUAGACGUGGCACCACGGAAAUCCCACCAACUGAACCCCUCUCAUUUCCCUCUAAACAGCUCCCAACCCCUCAGACACCUCAGCGGGUCUCCUCCCUGGCCACCUCGGCCAAAUCCUCAACUCAGAAAAACUUCACAGCCCAGCCGCCAUCAUCCUGCAAGGGCGUCCAAGAAAGGCCCACGUCAGCGUCUGAGAUUAGGGAGAACGCUGCCGUGUCCCCACCUGCACAGCGGCUGGGUGCAGCAGCCGCUCCGCCUGCCGUCAGCACAGUCCCCAGCUCCUCUGCUGCAUCUGAGCCACAGCGCAAGAGGUCCGAACCAACGACGACCACUGCCGCCGCCGCCGUGUCCACCUCCUCGCAGCAAGACAAAGCAACCAGCAAGAAGACGUAGCAGCAACACGCAAAGAACCAGAACAAAAUGUACAGAUCAGAACCACUCAGUGCUGGCUUGAGGUUUUAAAACUCACACAAACUGCAUGUUUGGAAGAAAACAUAUUAGUAACUUUGCACUAAUCAGAGAGUUUGACUUUCAAAGCGAAGCAAAGGUGUAGAGGAGGACAAAGAGCUUUCAGACGCAGAGAUAGAUGUGGUAGUCCUAGUUCCAUUCCAGCUGUUCUGAGCUCUUAAUGUUCAUGUGAGUUAUUUUGGUGUCCUGUCUUUGGUUACUUCUUUCAGGCUAAAUUCCACGAGGCGUUCUCUUUCUGCAAACAUGUACGGGGCUAGAAGUAAAGAGCUCAGUGGUCCAUGCACAUACAAUUGUAAAAUGUAGACACAUUACACACACCUUACCCGUACAGGAUCUUCCUGUGCUGCCUCAUUUCUUUUCAUCUUGAUGUUUGGCUUGGCCUACACGCAUGACCGAUCAGGACGUGUCUUACGGAAACGCACUCUUUUCCUCGUCCCAUCCCUCCUUGCCCAACGAUGUACCCAGCUAUGACUGGGAAAAGAUUGUAUCUCAGCAAUAAAGUGCAGCGUAUGUUUAGCAAUCUGUGUAAAUACAUUACAGUGUUUAUAAUAGGACUAAAUCUGCACGGUCAUUGUACACUCAGCACCCAGCUGACUAGAUCAAAUUACCUUCUCCUCUCGCUGUAGUCCCUGCUGACCCGACACUGCACACAGUGUGUAGUAGGGUAAAUGUAUUCCCCGAGCACAGACUCCAGGCGUGGUGUAGCGAUGUAAAGAGAUUCCUGGUAGCGUCGGUGCUGAAUUAGAUUAGUAUUUGUGCCGAUUUACCAAGUCUGCACUUGAACUUUGACUGAAUCUACAGUUUUAACCCCAAACUCCAAACAACUCGCCUCACUCCUCCAUACGUAGCUGUAUAUUAAAGGUUUAUUGUGCUGCAACAUGAAUGAAUACUUGCUUUCCAUUUUGCAAAGCACACCAUACUUUGUCCUAACAUUUUUUUGCAAGUUCCAGGCAUUCAUUUCUACAAACUAGCACAGAUAGUUACUGUAGCUUAUCCAUUAAAAUGAACACCUUGAGCAAACCUUCCCAGAUCUGUUUCAGGUUUUAAAUGUCUCCAAGUUGAUUUUUUUAAACAUUUGGAAAGCAUUGACUGACUGGAAGGUAGGAAAAGUUUACAUGUACACCAGCAUGUGACCGUUCAUCUAAGACGCUAUAAGCUUGGGUUUCUAAACUAAAAGUACUCGCUUAUUUUUAUUAGCUAAGGGCAUCGCUAACCAUUGCUUUCAAUGGACAGACAUAUGUUGCUUGUGGCAUUUUAUACACGGAGUACAAAAACAGUGAGUCGACACACCUUACCAGUGUUUUAUUUCCGAACCCAUACAGAAAACAAGCCAGUACAUACCUGAUUUUAUAGGCUGAAACUGUCAUUAAGCUGAAGCAUCCAAACUGAGCAUGCUCAGACUGACUGUGGUUAUUUAAAAAUAAAACACUGUUCUGUUGGACCACCGCCUUUUUAUUUCUAGCCCCAAUCAGCCACUAAAAGGCUGCCGUAGUUUUAUUUGUUAUCUGGACCAACUUGCUGUGUUCUUUGCCUCCAAUCCUGUGAAGUCAUCAGACUCUACUUUGUGUAUGUGUGCGUGAGGGAGAGAGUGUUUAAUUUGUGCAUGGUUAUCUGUGUGUGUGUGUGUGUGUGUGUGUGUAUAUAUAUAAGAAUAUUUAAAGUUCUGUUGUGCAUCUGUUUUUAUACCCUGAGUGUGUUUGCGUGGGUGUUUUAGGAUUAUCUGGCUGAGCUCUUUACGUGUCUGUGUUGGGCGUCGAGCUUUGCACAACUUUUAUCUCAUUUGUCCAGUGAAAAACACAAAAAAUCACUAAAAGGAAAGCUGGUCGAGAUGUUUGACUGGUGUGUUUGGGGUUGGUGCUCGAUUCUAGUAUAGCUCCAGUAGGUAAAAACAAAGUCAGUCUCUUUAAAUCCAUCCUCAUGUUUUGGGGGGGUUUUAUUUGUUUUUUUUUCCUAAGUAUACCACCUUUAAUUUCUUUUGUUUUGUCCUGAUCACACCCCUGAUUCUUACUGUACAUCUGCAAAAAACUGUUUGCAGAUUGUUUUUUUUUUUCUUUUUUUUUGUUAACAUUUUUAAGAAAACCACCUUUCAAAAUCGACUGACUUUGAAAGCACACGAGUCCAGUCGUGUCGUACGUUUGAACGUUUCCUGCUCCUGUGUCUCUGAAGAGCAGGAUGUUCCUCUCAUGAGUUUCAGAUGAACUAAACCUCAUCCAGUGUCUUUACUGGGCUUGUGUCACUGUUGGAGAGACAACAGAGUUCUCCGAUUUCAGUUUAAAGGACACUGUUAAACUGACUGUAGCCAUCUCUGCAUUAUGUUUACAUGUUCUUGUUUUGUUUUUGUUUGUUUGUUUUUUUUGUCAAUGGAAAUUGUUGCCUGUAGCAAUCAAACCUCCUCUGACAGGCUGUGAUAAUUACCAACAACUUGUCCACAUGUGUAGGUGACUCCUGAUCAUAACGUGGUGUGUGAGUAUUUAGCUGUGCGAUGAAGGAGGUCUCCUGUGAUGGAGGACGUUUUAGAAAGGAGGGAAAUUCAGCGCACAUAUGUCAAAAUCAUCUCCGCUCUUGUGCACGUCGUGCUUGUCGUCUCGUGGCAGUGCAGAAGGGUGUUAGCAGAUGUGUCUGUGGAACAGAUCAGUGGCAUUUGGGACUUGUGGAGAUGAAGCAGAUCCCGUCGUUUGAGCUGUUGACCUCUCAAGAUUUAUCUGCAGCGUGCUUUGGCCAGGAAGUUGAUGACUAAUGAGUUUAAAACUGCUUCUGUCUUUGGUGGCGUAGACCAACCACAUUGGAUGUUAUUCAUUUACACAACCCAAGCGUCUUGACUCUUAGCGUGAGGUUACUGACUCACUUUUGUCAAGCUGCUCAGAAACAAACGAGGUCAAGGUGGCCCCAAAAAACGGUCAGGUCAGAUUUGAGAGCGAGCACGGACAGAUUAGAAAGCACAGAGGACGUUUUAGAGCAGAGCAUCUAUAAAGAUCUGAGCCCACAAGACAAGUUCUGUCUGUAGAUUUGAGUGAGUUGUUCCAGGGUGGUCAUAUACCUGGAUUAUCUAAUCUUAUCUGUUAGUUAGCUUCCACGCUUCUUGCUCUCAGUUCGUAAACUGUUAUUGGCUUCAAUCUAAAAAUGAAGUAUUUUCCUGUUAAACUCUUCCAGCUAAAUAUCAACAAUGAGCUUCAUUCGCUUUUUCAUAGAUUUAAAAGACUUCAGCUGUGAAAGAGAGAUUAUGAUACCUACUGUGCUUACAUGCUGAAAAUCUGAGAGAAGAUUUCAAACUGGUGACUCUCAAAAUCAGGAUUUUGUACUUAAAGCUAGAACUAAAACUCGAGCAGGGCUAAUAUUAGGAAAUGUCAGUGCAGAAAUGCCAAAGAUAUCUAUAUAAUUUAGAAAUCCUGUUGAACUCUAAUCGAAAUGUGUUUUUUUGCUUAAUGAUUUGUCCCUGUGUGCUCUCGAAUCCUGACUAAUUGAUUAUAGGCGGGUUAAUUAAAUCCAGCCUGUAAAUAUCUUCCACAUCCGUAGGAGUUCUGAUCUGCGCUUGAAUCUCUUCAGGCCGCCAGCUUCUAUUUUACCUCCUUAUUAAGCGCCUGCUGUCGUCAUCAGCUGGAGUUGUGAUUCUCUGUAUGUAAGUUUGAACCUGUGUGCGUUUGUGUGUAGUCAUGCACAAUCCAGUCCAUCUGCUCUCAGCUGGUCGUCCUAUUAGCGCUACAUGGACAGCUGCCUCGCACAAACAUUCAGAUCAAUACUAGUGCCAUCUAAUGUAGGGGUGCCAGUUUCCCCAUCUCCACUGGCUGUGUGAACACACACACACCUUCUCCCGUGUGGGAAGAUGAUGGUCCAGCCAUCUGCUGGAGACUGAAGUAAGUGUCAAGUUCCCUGGUGGAGUCAUUAAUCUCAAGCCCUGAGCCUUUUGGCCAACACAAAUACCACCCAGGCUCCUCUGUCCUGUCCCGGGCCGGUCGGUUCAGCAGUUACACUCUGUUAGCAGUUUGUUCGACCUCCAGCCUGUGUUUACCCAUCAUGCACCUCUGCUGCUCUGCGGCAGAGCCCCACAAACCAGACCCACCGCUACGGACGUUCAUUAAACAGCUGAGAGUCGACAAGUCAAACUGUAAUCAGUCUGAAAGUAGGGAUUUGAGACCGUGUGUGUUACCACUUUUAAGCGAGCGCUUAAAAGCGCUUACUCGUUAUGGCCUUUAAAUAUUUUCAACACCAGGGUCAAUUCAAUACCUGCGUUUUGGUCCAGAUAUCCCAAUGCCUUUUUGUUUUGAAAAAUUACUUUGAGAAAUAUAAACUUUUUUUUUUUUGACACUCACCAAAGAUGCUGAAGUUCUCGAAUGUACACAGUAAAGCAUCUCUAUCUCAAUUUUUUCUUUAAAAUCAGGAAACAUCUGAGAAAAAAAUAAUUACUCAAGGUCCGAAAUCUAACAUGACGGUUCAGUUAAGUUUGACAGUUUAAAAUACUUAAUCCCAGAGACACGUUUCACCCUAUCAAGGGCUCUGAAUUUUGCAGAAAAGCGUGCAGACAAAUCUUCGUCUCCUUCGAUUUAUUACAUCUCUUCUUUUUUUAUUUGUUGUUGUUUUGACCUUGAUUAACUUCCAUACUUAUUGGUGAGCCUUGUUGAAGCCAAAACUUCCAAGUAAUUGGCCUGUAAUGUUUUCAAAAGCACAUUAUUUGCCACAAGAGCUGCAGGAAACUUUGAGCAGAUUUCCGAACAUUAAGACUCUUUCUGUUAGAUAAAAUUACAUCUGUCGUCUGUUUUCAAGCUGUAGUUUUGAGCGUUGACCAUGUAGGAUUUGAAGCAUUUAAAAGUUGUCUUGUGCUGAUGGUUCUGUCCCUGCCUGUCUUGACUUCCAGCUUUAUGGAUGAAUCAGUUGUGGUGUUGCAAGUUUUGGCACUAAUGAGCUUCCGUACACCUCUGACUCUGGCAUGUAGGGGAACCAGCUUUGUCUGUGAGGCACAUAGUUGAUUCAAACAUGAGACUUUGGGUAUGACGAGGUACGAGGAUGAAGCCUUAUUACCACUAACACACACACACACACACACACCAUUACAUGAGAUUCAGUUGAUGUUUUAAUGUGCAGUCCGUUAAGCUUGUAUCUGUGUCUGAGGAGGUCGUUUCUGCUCGGUUGAGCAGCAAAAAAAAGAAAACAUUUUUAUGAACUUGCCUCUUGCAGACGAGGGCAGUAUUUUCAAGCUUUUGUGUUUGUCUUUAAACAGUGAUGAAGACGAGGAGGAAGACGCAGCAGUGCUCCGUAAAAGCUUGAGAAAGACAUAAAGAGGGAGGGAAAAAACAUUGCUAGAGUAAAACCAGUGCAAUAUCUUUUUAUUUUUUAUCGUGGUAAAAGCAUGUUGUUGUCAAUCCUACCUUACAACAAUAAUAAAGUUUUUUUUAUGUA